AUGAUGCCAGAAAAUCCCCACCCAGAAGAAUACAAGAUUGCAUCACUGGUGUUCUACAGCUUUGUGCUCACAGUGGGAUUGUUGGUGAAUGCCACUGCACUAUGGGUGUUCAGCUGCACUACCAAGAAGAGAACAACUAUAACUGUAUAUAUGAUGAAUGUCGCAUUACUUGACCUAGUUUUUAUAUUUUCCUUGCCUUUUCGGAUAAUCUACCAUGGGACAGAAACGUGGCCUUUUGGAGAUACAUUCUGCCGAAUCCUUGGGGCUUCCACUGUGUUUUAUCCAGCCAUUGCUCUGUGGCUGCUUGCUUUUAUCAGCGUAGAUAGAUUUAUGGCUAUUGUCCAGCCCAAACAUGUCAAAGAGCUAAAAAAUACAAAAAAAGCUGUGCUGGCUUGCAGUGGAAUCUGGAUAAUGACCCUCUCAACAACAUCCCCAUUGGUGUUUUUACAAUCUGAUCCAGACCAAGCCUCAAAUUUCACCACCUGCAUGAAAAUGCUUGAUAUCAUCCAUUUAAAGGAAGUAAAUACCUUGAAUUUUUGUCGCUUAAUUUUUUUCUUUUUGAUCCCCUUGUUUAUCAUGAUGGGGUGUUACCUAGUCAUUAUUUAUAAUUUUAUUCACGGCAAGACUUCCAAACUGAAGCCAAAGGCCAAGGAGAGAUCCAUAAGAAUUAUAGUCACCCUGAUUGCUCAGGUACUCAUCUGCUUUGUACCCUUCCACAUUUGCUUUGCCUUCCUGAUGCUGCAAGAUGAAAAUACAAAUUACAAUCCCUGGGCAGCCUUUACUACCUUUCUCAUGAAUCUCAGUACAUGCUUGGAUGUUAUACUGUACUACAUUGUUUCCAAACAAUUCCAGGCAAGAGUCAUCAGUGUAAUCCUUUAUCGUAAUUACCUUCGAAGCGUGCGCAGGAAAAGUUUUCGAACUGGAAGUGUAAGAUCACUCAAUAAUAUGAACAGUGAAAUGUUAUAA
This is a messenger RNA of Cinclus cinclus, 966 nucleotides long. RefSeq names its product G protein-coupled receptor 18 (gene GPR18). Gene Ontology annotation, molecular function: G protein-coupled receptor activity. Gene Ontology annotation, biological process: positive regulation of Rho protein signal transduction; phospholipase C-activating G protein-coupled receptor signaling pathway. The transcript has a single exon. NCBI's taxonomy places the organism in Eukaryota, Metazoa, Chordata, Aves, Passeriformes, Cinclidae. Gene Ontology annotation, cellular component: membrane. The record is from RefSeq and is a predicted model, not a curated record. The coding region runs from base 1 to 966 and encodes 321 amino acids.